AUGGCGCCGGCACCAGCACCAGACCAGCUCUCCUCGCCCGGGUCCGUCAGCUACGAUUCCGGCACCAUGGUGGUGGGGGAUGGGACGUGGGACUUUACCAAGAACACGUUCCUCCUCCCCAACUUGCAGGGCACCGACUUUGACACCAUGCGAUACAAUGUCUUUGGCGCAGGAAUGGGCAAUCGCUUCUCUACGCUUCACCAGUACCAUACCAUCAUCCUGGCCCACGGCAUACUGGCCACCGUGGUUUUCCUCUUCCUGGUCCCCUUCUCUGUGAUGCUGAUUAGGUUCUACACGAGGGAGCCGAUCCACACGAUUCGAUACCACGCCCGGCUCCAAGUCUUCUCCCUCUUGCUCCUGACGGCCGCCUUCAUAUUGCCCUUCUUCGCCGUAGGCCCCAAGAGGGCCCUCUCGAACCCCCACCAUGGAAUCGGCGUUGCCAUCUUCGUCAUGUUCGUCGUCCAGCUCGUCGGCGGUCGAAUAAUCCAGCACAUUACCAAGAUGCGAUCCCUUCGCAUCAUGCUUCAUCAGUGGCUAGGCAGAGCCAUCGCCAUCCUUGGAAUCGUCCAGAUACCCCUCGGCCUGACUCUGUACGGAUCGCCCAAGGUUCUUUUCAUCCUGUACGCCGUUUGGAUGGGUUUCCUGUUGCUGGUCUACUUUGUUCUCAGCUACCAGGCUGAAGGCCGCCGAGAUCAUUACAUUCCGGGAGGUCGCUCCGAAGCAGGGACUCGCAUUACCGAAUCCGAAUACUACUCUGAACAUAGAGAGGAACACCAUUCGAAGCUGAAAUGGCUGGGGCCUCUGGCUGCCGCUGCAGGAGUCUUUGCCUUGGCCAGAGGACGCAAAAGCCACGAUGACGAUCGCAGCCGAGUUCGCAGCAGGUCCCCAUCCAUGUCGAGAAGUCGCGGCCCAACGGUAAUCUCAUCACGACCGAGCUAUGUUUCGGAAAAAUACUCGGAUCUUCCAGAGCGAAGCGGCGGCGGAGGUGGUAUGCUCAAGGCAUUAGGGGGCGCGGCGGCGGUUUUCGGUGCUGGAAAGCUCUUUUCCAACUUCAUGAGCCGUCGCGACCAACGGGACGAGGAAUACUCGGCCGUGUCUACCGAAACCCCGCGCCGCAACAGAUCUGGACGCGCCAUGACCGUCAGCGAGUACGCCAGCGAGUACACCGAUGAUGCGUCCACCAUUCCGCCGUCGCGCGCCCCUGCCCCUACUCAGACCGCUUCCGCCUUUGGAGCUCGUGACUCGGGUCGGCGUUCGUCGCUGCCUCCUUCUCGCUCGGAUAUCCGCGGAAAUGCACGAGGAUAUGAUGAUUCCGACUAUUCAUCCUAUGUUUCUCCUUCGCGACGACAGCAAGAUGGACCUUCUGGUGGUGGUGGUGGGUUCGCCAAGGGCGUGCUCGCCACCUUGGGAGUCGGGUGGUUUGCCAAAAAGUUUGCCGACAGGCGUGCCAGGAAAGAAGAGGAUGACCGGCUCAGGGAAGAAGAGGAGAUGAGGUCCGGCACCCAGCUCUCGAGGUACAGCCAGACCAACACCGAAUACACAUCUCCGAUCCGCAGGGACUCUCGCCGUCCGCCCCAGAGGCGCAGCACCGUUACGGGAACCGAGUUGUCAUCAGACAUGACGGAAUCUACGUUUGACACCCAGACCGAGCUCUCACGCCCACCCCAAAAGGCGCCGUUGAGCGCUGCUGUCAGAGUGCCGCCUAGCACAUCUGCGUUGCUCCCUGGCGAGUCGCCUCCACCCAGGCGUGGUGAGCGUUUGUCCAUGCCUGCCAUGCCCAGCGACCCUCAUGGCGUUCUCCACCGUUCCGAGGUAUCUGAUGUGACAUCUCUGGCCGACCGGCCCACGGGACGCAAUCAGUCUCGACGACAAAUGGACAGCGAAAGGGCUGCGGCAGAGGCGGCCGCCCGGGCUAGUAACCUGGCGGCGAAAGAGCGAGGACGGUUUGGCAGCAGCUCGGGGAGCCAGCCUUCAGGCGCCAGGUCCAGGGUUCAAGACAAAGACCGAAACGUCACCUUGCGAAAACUCACCGAAGAGGAAUCCCUGGCGCGGAGGAGCCGAAUGAAUUCACAAUCUAGCCUUUCCGAGUCUCCCACCAAGGGUCGCCGAUACCGCAGGGACGAUAGCCAGAGGAGGGCAGAGUCGGCAGCUGAGAGCAGGGUCGAAAGCAGAAUUCAGGACGAUGCCAGCCGAGUAGGACCACUCCCUCCGCCAAACCCAUCACAUGCCAAGGACAGACGCGGCAGAGACUCGGCUUAUUACUCUGGCCAGCCUGCCCAGCCCGCUCAAGCCGGACCCUCUGGUCACCUAGCACCACCGCACAUGCAGCUGCCCAAUGCCAGCGUCUCUAGUAUUGGCAGCCAUGGCACAUGGAGCGGCAUGGGACCUCCAACAGAAGUCCCAAGCGGACCGGCGGCUAUACCCCCGGUUGUGCCACCAGUCGUGCCGUCAACGGCACCACCAACGGAGAUUAAGGAGGACAAGGGCAACGAGUCGGCCGCAGACAACAGAAGAAGACGACGAGCGGAGCGACGAAGAGCGAGCAGUAGCCAUCCUCCUCCAUCCGGAACGGACACGUAUACGACGGACACGUAUGAUGAUACCGAGAGGGGAUUUUGA
This is a messenger RNA of Trichoderma aggressivum f. europaeum, 2619 nucleotides long. RefSeq lists its product as uncharacterized. NCBI's taxonomy places the organism in Eukaryota, Fungi, Ascomycota, Sordariomycetes, Hypocreales, Hypocreaceae. The record is from RefSeq and is a predicted model, not a curated record. The coding region runs from base 1 to 2619 and encodes 872 amino acids. The transcript is spliced from 2 exons.